UGAACUUCAAAAAUUGUAUGAUGAGAAAUGUUUCGAUUUGUUAAUAUGUAACGAGCAUAAGGAGGACGUUAAAUAUGAAACAUAUAUAAGGCUUGAUGAACUAAUUACACAGUACAAGGAUUUUAAUGUAUAUAAAGCAUCAACUGAAAAAAAAAAAAAAAUAAGGAAUGUAAAUGUGCUCGGAAAUGUUCAAAUUCUUAUUAAACCUACCUAA
This is a messenger RNA of Plasmodium cynomolgi strain B, 214 nucleotides long. RefSeq names its product CYIR protein. The record is from RefSeq and is a predicted model, not a curated record. The annotation marks the transcript as partial. NCBI's taxonomy places the organism in Eukaryota, Apicomplexa, Aconoidasida, Haemosporida, Plasmodiidae. The transcript has a single exon.